AUGGAGUCCCCGGUUCAGAUCAUCCGCGGAAAUCUGGGCCCCACCUGCUCCCCGAGCACCUGCCUGCUCCCCAACGGCAGCGGUGGGGUCCUGGGCUGGGGCGAGCCGGACAGCAACAGCAGCGCGAGCUCAGAGGACGCGCCACUGGAACCCGCACACAUCUCCCCCGCCAUCCCGGUGAUCAUCACGACGGUCUACUCGUUGGUGUUCGUCGUGGGCUUGGUGGGAAACUCCCUGGUCAUGUUCGUGAUCAUUCGAUACACUAAGAUGAAGACAGCGACCAACAUUUAUAUAUUUAACCUGGCUAUGGCAGAUGCUUUAGUUACUACCACCAUGCCCUUCCAGAGCACAGUCUAUCUGAUGAAUUCCUGGCCGUUUGGGGAUAUGCUGUGCAAGAUAGUCAUUUCCAUUGACUAUUACAACAUGUUUACCAGCAUAUUCACCUUGACUAUGAUGAGUGUGGACCGAUAUAUUGCUGUAUGUCACCCUAUCAAGGCACUGGACUUUCGCACACCUCUGAAGGCAAAGAUCAUCAAUAUCUGUAUUUGGCUCCUGUCUUCAUCCGUUGGAAUAUCCGCAAUUGUCCUUGGAGGAACCAAAGUCAGGGAAGACAUCGAUGUCAUUGAGUGCUCCUUGCAGUUCCCAGAUGACGAUUACUCCUGGUGGGACCUCUUCAUGAAAAUCUGUGUCUUUGUAUUUGCCUUUGUGAUCCCCGUCAUCAUCAUCAUCAUCUGCUACACCCUGAUGAUCCUGCGCUUAAAGAGCGUCCGACUCCUUUCUGGCUCCCGAGAGAAAGAUCGCAAUCUCCGUCGAAUCACCAGGCUUGUCUUGGUGGUGGUGGCAGUCUUUAUCGUCUGCUGGACUCCCAUUCACAUUUUCAUCCUCGUGGAGGCUCUGGGGAGCACCUCCCACAGCACCGCUGCCCUCUCCAGCUAUUACUUCUGCAUCGCCUUAGGUUACACCAACAGCAGCCUGAACCCCAUUCUCUAUGCUUUUCUGGAUGAAAAUUUCAAGAGGUGUUUCAGGGACUUCUGCUUUCCCAUUAAGAUGAGGAUGGAGCGUCAGGGCACUAGUAGAGUCAGAAAUACAAUUCAGGAUCCCGCUUACCUGAGGGAUGUUGAUGGGAUAAAUAAACCAGUAUGA
This is a messenger RNA of Pteronotus mesoamericanus, 1143 nucleotides long. RefSeq names its product opioid receptor kappa 1 (gene OPRK1). Gene Ontology annotation, biological process: G protein-coupled opioid receptor signaling pathway; sensory perception of pain; neuropeptide signaling pathway. Gene Ontology annotation, cellular component: neuron projection; plasma membrane. Gene Ontology annotation, molecular function: dynorphin receptor activity; neuropeptide binding. The transcript has 3 exons. Bases 1 to 1143 code for a protein of 380 amino acids. The record is from RefSeq and is a predicted model, not a curated record. NCBI's taxonomy places the organism in Eukaryota, Metazoa, Chordata, Mammalia, Chiroptera, Mormoopidae.